This is a messenger RNA of Vitrella brassicaformis, 1365 nucleotides long. The record is from the annotation of a GenBank genome assembly. Lineage: Eukaryota; Vitrellaceae.
UAGCCGCAGCCAAUCGAUUCAUUCAUCGUAUGUAUGAAUGGACGGAUGGAUGGGACACGUACACAGACAUGGUGCUGGUCCACUCACUCGCUCACGGCACGGAUAGAUGGAUGGAUGGAUGGUCUCACACACUCACUCAUUGGCGCACAUGUCAGCCGACCACACGGGGAAAAAUAGCCAGCCAAGGCAUUCAUUCAUCCACGUAUCACUCCGUCAUACAGACAGGCCAAAAUCUGUCGUUUGUCUGUUUAAACUGACCCUGAUCCUCCUGUGUGCUGUCUUCUCUCUCUGUGGUGUUGCUGUUGCUGGCUCGUUCGCUGAUCUGAUCGAUUCCUUCCUAUUCUCUGUCUGCCUUGCUCUUAUGCCCUUACUAUGCCGUUGCUCUCGUUGUACCUCUCUGUGUGUUGUGUCUAUGUUGUGGUUGACGACUUGUUGCCUAUCUAGCCGACCGAUAGAUAGAAAUGCCGAAAAAGAUGAGCGCAUGCAGUGCAGCCAGACGAAUGAACGACAAGACACGGCACGGCACAGCACGGCACAACAUCACACUAGACAUGGCAGCCAGACUAGCAGCCACCCAGAAACAAGCGACUGACCGAGACGGACCAGUCAGUCAGGUUCUCACCACGAAUUCACUCAUUGUGAGUGAAUUCACUGCUGCACCACCUCCCCUCCCUCUCCGCCCUGGUCGUCCUCGCGGGCUGGCUCGUCGAGCUGGAGGGGCACGUCAAUCUCGCCCUCCUCGCCGCUCUGGAACUUGUACUGGGGAAGGGGAGGCAACACACAACACACGGGUGCCAGAGGGGUGGAGACACGACAGCUGUGUGGUCGGCCCACCUUGAUGAUUGACUUGCGCGCAGUGGGGAGCGGCUGGUAAUCCACGUGGACCGUGCGGCCCUCAGCCAGCUCCUACACCAUGACCCCACACGAGGCAGUCACCACUGUCACGCAUGUCGGCAGAGGCAGGUGUGCCACUUACCUUCUUGAUCUUCUCAACCAUGUCGUGGGCCUCUUCGGAAUCGAAAAUGUCAACCUGCACACACGGAACACCAGAGACACGGACCAUCCAGGUGGGAGGGGGAAGCCGGCUGACUGACUGACUGACCUCCUCGAGUUCGGCGAUGGCCUUGAUGUCGGAUAUCCAGCGGGAGUCUUUGACGGACUUCUUGCGGCCCUGCACCACACCCCCACUGUUGUUGGCCGUCGUUGGCUCCGUCACCAGGGCGGGCUGCACCUUCUCCGCUUUGCCAAUCUGAAUUUCACCCUCCUUGGCCACCGGGGGGCAGCAGCAGUUGAAGGACGAGCACUUGUUUCCCAUGGCUGAUACGCCUGUCGAUGGAUGUCACGAGAAAGCAGUGAGAAAGCUGG